Messenger RNA from Phalacrocorax carbo (great cormorant), 11771 nucleotides. Lineage: Eukaryota; Metazoa; Chordata; Aves; Suliformes; Phalacrocoracidae. The record is from RefSeq and is a predicted model, not a curated record.
UCGAGGGUGGGGGCGGCGUGCGUGCGUGGGAAGCCGCGCAGCGCCAUGUCCGCCUUCGCCCUGGAGGAAACGCUGGAGGCCGACUGGGUGGCCGUGAGGCCUCACGCCUUCCAGGAGCGGGAGAAGCAGAAGUUUGUCUUCAUCGUGGCCUGGAACGAGAUCGAGGGCAAGUUCGCCAUCACCUGCCAUAACCGCACGGCGCAGCGCCAGCGCAGCGGCUCGCGGGAGCUCCGCCGCGGCGGCCCCGCCGAGGCCAGAGCCGCCCCCAAGGCUGGCAGCCCCUCAGCACGCAGGGGCCCGGCCUCGGGCUCGGACUCGGGCCCGCCGCGGGGCGCGGCGGCCGAGGCGCUGCCGAAGAGCCCGCUGUGCGGCAGGAGCGGCCCGGCCCGGCGGCCGCGGCGAAGCCUGGGGGCGGCAGGUGCCGCCGAAGAUAUCGAAGUGCUGGAGCUGGGGAAGGAGGAGGCGGCCGGCGCCGUGUCGCUGCCGCCCGCGCUGCUGCCGGCGGCUGAGCCGGCCGCUGCCGACGCCGAGCCCGCGGGGGAGGAGUGCAGCUGGGCCGGCCUCUUCUCGUUCCAGGACCUGCGGGCUGUGCACCAGCAGCUGUGCUCGGUGAACUCGGAGCUGGAGCCCUACCUGCCUUCCUUCCCCGAGGAGCCGUCGGGCAUGUGGACGGUGCUGUUCGGAGCCCCGGAGCUCUCCGAGCAGGAGAUGGACGCUCUCUGCUACAAACUGCAAGUGUACCUGGUCCACAGCUUGGAUACCUGCGGCUGGAAGAUCCUUUCGCAGGUCCUCUUCACUGAGACUGACGACCCCGAGGAGUAUUACGAGAGCCUGAGCGAGCUGCGACAGAAGGGGUACGAGGAGGUGCUGCAGCGGGCGCGCAGGCGAAUCCAGGAGCUUCUGGAAAAACAUAGGAACACAGAAAGCAUGGUAGAGCUACUUGAACUCUAUCAAAUGGAAGAUGAAGCCUACAGUAGUCUUGCAGAAGCUACCACGGAGCUCUACCAGUACUUACUACAGCCAUUCCGAGAUAUGAGGGAGCUUGCAAUGCUUAGAAGACAGCAGAUAAAGAUCUCAAUAGAGAAUGACUACCUAGGCCCCAGAAGAAUUGAGAGUCUGCAAAAAGAAGAUGCUGAUUGGCAGAGAAAAGCCCACAUGGCGGUGCUUUCUAUUCAAGAUCUUACAGUUAAAUACUUUGAAAUAACAGCUAAAACACAGAAAGCUGUGUACGAUCGAAUGCGAGCAGACCAGAAAAAAUUUGGUAAGGCAGCAUGGGCAGCAGCUGUGGAACGUAUGGAAAAACUUCAGUAUGCAGUUUCUAAGGAGACGCUGCAGUUGAUGCGUGCUAAAGAAAUCUGUUUGGAGCAGAAGAAACAUGCACUGAAAGAGGAGAUGCAGAGCCUGAAAGGUGGUACAGAAGCCAUAGCUCAUUUGGACCAGUUAGAAGCUGAUUAUUAUGAUCUACAGCUUCAAUUAUAUGAAGUACAGUUUGAGAUCUUGAAAUGUGAAGAGCUGCUGCUAACAGCACAACUUGAAAGCAUCAGAAGACUGAUGUCAGAGAAGAGAGAUGAAGUGGUAUAUUAUGACACUUACGAAAGUAUGGAAGCUAUGCUUGAAAAAGAGGAUAUGGCAACUUCUAUACACUUGCAAAAAGAGGAGCUGCAAAAGUUACAACAGAAAAUUCGCCAGCUGGAAGCAAGGCGUGGACGUAUUUCAGCCAAGAAAGCCUACCUCAGAAACAAGAAGGAGAUCUGUAUUGCAAAGCAUAAUGAAAAGAUCCAGCAGCAUCACCAGAGUGAGGAGGAAUACAAAACUCACCAUACUGUUCAGCUAAAGCGAAAUCAGUUACAAGAUGAGGAAGAAAGAAAGAGCUCCUGGGUUAGUCAGGAACGACAGAAAACUCUGGACAGACUUCGCACAUUUAAACAGCGGUACCCUGGGCAAGUAAUACUUAAAUCAACCAGACUACGGCUGGCGCAUGCAAGAAGAAAAUGUGCAGCCAGCUCAGUGUCCUGUGUCGAUCAGCCUCAGUCUUUGCCGGCAACCAUACAAAUCCAAGAGAAAAGUGAAGAGGUGGAAUUGGAAAAUGCCGUUCAGCCUUUGCAAGUGCAGGAAUCCAUAAGCUUAGAACAACUUCAGGAUAUCUCAUUACCUCCCAGUGGUGUUACCUCUGAACUGCCUCAUGUUAGUACUUCUCCACUCACCAGUGAUGAGCUUCAACCAGAAACUGUUACUGUAGUACCACUUCCACCCCCUUUGCCUCCUCCACCUCCGCCGCCACCUUUGCCCUCCAAGGAAGACACCACCAAAUCCUUAGAGAAAAAUGACAGCUUUGUUAAACGUCAGAGUGAGGAGAAGGGAGUCCAGCACUCUUCUGGUGUCCCACCAGCAUAUCUGUUUGACAGCAGUCAGCUAGUCAGUGCCAAGAAGAAGCUUAAGAAGACUGGUGAUCUAGAGGGUUUACAGAGGAGGAGAGUGAGUUCCCCGAUGGAUGAAGUGCUGGCUUCCUUGAAACGUGGCAGCUUUCACUUAAGAAAAGUUGAGCAGAGAAGUCUCCCUCCUUUUCCUGGGGAAGAUGAUAGCAAUAACAUCUUGGCACAGAUAAGGAAAGGGGUGAAACUGAAGAAAGUGCAGAAAGAUGUUUUGAGAGAAUCCUUUACAAUUCUGCCUGAUACUGAUCCUCUGACAAGGAGCAUCCAUGAAGCACUGCGACGAAUUAAGGAAGCCUCACCUGAAUCAGAGGAUGAAGAGGAGAGUUUGCCUUGCACAGACUGGGAAAAUUAACCUGUAAUUAACCUACAUUUAAAAAAAAAUAUUUCUUCAAUACUUUUUGUAUAACAAUAGCAGCUAAGCCUCAGGUUGUGCGUUCUAGGAAACUUAGUAUGAACGUGACUAAACUGUCUGGCGUCCAACAUGGUAAAACAUGCACAUAUGAGUUUAGUAUCACUGACUUUUCAAAGAAUUUAAGGUUUAUAGUAAGGAAAACUUUUUUUAGGCAACAUCUUAGCCUUUUAUUGUUUGAAUACUUUUGCUGAAUAUUCGACAGGACUGCUUCUAUAAAAAGCUCUAUUCUAUUUAGUAAAUUUGAAGGGACUGUUUGCAGCUUACCAGAAAGCUUUAAAAAGCUUUUAAGUAAUGAAGCAGCACAAUCACUCUUGGACACACCUUGUACUUAUUUUCUAAUUGCAUCUUGCCUUGUAAAAAUUUAGCAUGUUUAUCACUUCAGACUGAAUAGGUCAAAGUGAAGGAUGAUUAGACUUGGCUGCUGAACACACUGAAAUCUCAUUGGUUACUCUGUGUGACUGAUUCUUUGAUAGCUUGGUUUCAAUUUGUAAACUGUCUGACUUAAUUGACUUUCCAGACUAUAAACAAUAAAUAUACAAAUAUAAAUUAUUACUUCUGCUACUCAUAUGAAUCCCUUGAACUUGCAUUAUCCUAAGCUGCAGUGCCUGAAAGUAUAGAUAUUAGAUUUCAGCAAAUGAAGUUAAUGAUUUUGGAACAAAACAGAAAUUGCCAAGAGAUGAGUUUUCAAAAUUAUGGCUGCAUCAGUAGCGCAAAGAGGUUCUUGAUUACAACAGCACACAGCACUUUUUCUGUGGUGGUUCUUCUCUGCUACUGGCAUGUGGAUGAACUUAAGUCUCAAUGAAAGCUCCCAUUAAACUUAAAAUUUGGAGAAACGAGAGGUAUGACAAUCCGUAAAGAAUUUAAAAAUCUGGUUCAAAUUCAAAUACUAUUUCAAGAUAGCGUAUGGAAGACAAGUAUUUAUAAUCCUUGCAACACAGGUACCAGUAGGAAAAGAUAACCUUUUCAGAUGUUUACAAUCAGGCAUUUCUACUCUGGUUAGUUAUUAACAUAGCUGGAGAGUGACUUGACAAAGUGCUACAGCUGUUGAAGAGGUGGUGGUGACUUAGCACAUAUCUGCUGAAUGUUGUUGUGAUUAUGAAAUGCUAUGUCUCAAAUCGUUCCUUUGGUAUGCUACUUCAAAAUAAUAAUGUUUAAAAUUCUUAAAAGGAAAAUAAAUGCUGCCUUUAUUUCCUCAUGAACUAGCAAUUGCCACAGUAAUGAUUUAAUACUGUUAUAAUUAUGGUAUGCUCCUUCUAUUCCAUACCAAAUGUACUGCAAGCUUUGGAAUUGAAAAUCCAGGAGUGGAGGUGUACUUGACUCUUGCUGAAUCUCAAAUUGAAAAUAAUCUUGCUUGGGUGUAACUUUUUUUCUAGUAACUUGCAUACUGAAAACCCCCACUACCACAGCCCUUCAGGAAUGAAGUGACAGCUGUAAGAAAAGACAUCCCAUGGAAUUGACUUGGCUUUCUAAGUGCAAUUAUUCUCUUUUCAUUUCCUAGAUAACUAAGCAGAUUUAACAUUGAGAUUGGACUUUAUGAUUUUAGUUAAUCUAACUUUCUUUGGGAUCUCGUUUGCAUUUUUUAGCAAGAAUACUCUUUAGUACUAUGGCUCAUUUGAGGGGAAAAAAAAAAAAAGGAAGGAAUUUAUGCAAGAGUGACUGUAGUUGGUGGACCUCCUAAACAUUUUCCAUUGGAAGUGUAUCUUAAAAGUCUUAUGUGUAUGUUGCCAUACAAUAUAAAUACACGUUUUCCUCUGCUAUCUUUUGUACCCCGUAGAAGUAGUUCAGAGUGCAAGUUGAAAAUCGCUGCCGUGCAGUACCUCUAGUGCACUGGUUGUUGUCUGGCUUUUACCAGUCUACAGUUAUGGUAUCUUCCCCUUUUAAGGAUGCUAAGGAUGCACUCCUGUCACAUGCUGAGGUCCCAUGAAAUCACGUGGACCUAAAGCAGGAUGCAGUGUCAGAAUUCCGGGUCUGUGCUUCUUGGAGGUCUUCAUAUAUCUUGGACCUGCUUUCUCAUACCAGUAUCAUAUUUCAUUUUGAAAACAAUCCUGUUUUCAUGGGAUGAGACUCUUUAACAGAUAGUACAGAUUUCAUUGAAAGUGGUUGUACAAAAUAGCUAACAGCUCAGAAAGGAAAAACGGGCCCCUGCUAUGGAAGCAUGUGAAAUAAUCUGGGAGAACAGAGACUGAGACAAAGCCCAUGUGAAAUUCAGCUGAAUAAAUACUUUUCACAUAGAUGAGUGUGCUUUCUUGAACAUAUUGACUGGUUACCCAGAGUUUAUUACACAACAGUAAAAUCUAAUGAAAGUGUGUUGUAGAAACAGCAGAUCAGUAUUUUGUACUAUGAGGUUAUCCAUUUAAUACCAUGCUUAAGGAUGACCUGCUGAUUUUCAACUGUAAGCUCUGCACAUACAAAUAAACAGCUGUGCAGAGGUUUUAGGUUGAAAACAGUUAUACAAAAGUGUAUUGGCACAUAUGGUACAAGCUAUGCUUAAGACACAUAGAUGCUGGUAGGCUAAAUGUAAUGCAGUUAUUUGCCUUAGAAAUGAAGGCUAUAUCUCAUUUAAUGAUGCAUGUUCAGCAAGUGCCCAAAAGUGUCUUAAUGUAUGUGCAAGGAGUAUGAAUAAUGCCCACUGCAGUGGUUUCAUUAGUAACUGAAGUUUGAAGACAAAGUAAUAGUAAUUAAUUCCUGCAGGUUAUCUAGUCAGCUCUUGUACUAUCUGCUUUAUGAGUCAAGUUCUACAUAAAGUUAUGACUAACUUUUUUUAAGAGCAAUUCCUUCCUUACUCUAAACCAUGUACAAAAAUGUUGAGGCAUUCUGUGUGUUGGAAGUACAGCUGAACAAGCAGUAUAAAGAUGCAGUAGCUUCUGUAUGAAAAAGCAAAGGAUUACUGGUUAUCAAAAGUAUCCCAAGCCUACCUCUAUGUACACACACACACAAUGUUACACAUAAAUGACUGUAGUACAUUAAGAGUACUGUAAGUAAUGCGAAAGCUGGGUUCCUGGGAGUGAUGGAUAAGAAGUGAGCUUCUGUUCUCCAUAGUCUUCUAAUCCAGUAUUUUGGGUCUCUUCAAACUCUCUUCUGCAUUCACUCCCGAUAAUACCAGAAGGCAAAAAAGAUCUGGUCAUAUUCUGUGUGUCCUGGCUCUAGAGUUAGUGUGUCAUUACCCUGGGAGCAAAGAGAAUCCAGGCUUUUGAAGAGACCACUCAGUAUUGCAUGUUGGAGUUGUCUAAUACGUUUAUCAGAGAGUAUCUGUACAACCGUCUAGCUUUUCAGAUGUUCCUCCUUUUUUUUUUUUUUUCCCCCAAACAGGUGAUUAACAGCCACUGACGUGAGAAAAGAAACCCCAGUUGAAGAUUACUUUUCUUCUUCAUAUCUGAAAAUUCAGAGCCAGCAGUUAUGACCAUCAAUUCCACAUGAGGCUUUCUUUGGCAAAGAAAUGCUCUUUCUUUGGCAAAUGAUUCAGUAUAUGGAAAAAAAAAAUGCCUGAAAUGUUAAUUUUUGGGUCACUUUUUUCUUUAAUUUGUUCCAAAAUUCUGGUUUGGGCAGAAAGCUAAGUUGUUAGGUGCACAUUUUAUAUAAUCAGGAAUGCCUGAUUCUUAAGCACUUCUUAUAUUUGCACUAGUAAUGUGUGGCCAGUUAAGUGAGGGGGGCAUUCCGAGUUGGGAGAAUACUUGCUUUUAGAGGAACUUUGGGGUUCGGUCGAGACAUCAAACCAGUUAUAAAACCUCCCCUUCACUGCACUGAAUACAUCGUCUGCUUGAAAAUCCAAUUAAAUAGCUCCUUGCAGAGAAGCUUGCCAUGUAGCAGUGUGAUAUUCCAGAAAGAGCAGACUUCCUAGUUGCACUAGUAGCUGAAAUUCAGUAAUGGGCAACUUAAGACUUUUCUUCUUCUUAGUCUGAAGAAAUGUAUGUCAGUGUGAAAAGUUACAAGUUACCACAGCACAAGAGUUGAAUUCAGUACAUAUUCAAGAAUGUGUUUUGUCUCCAGCAUGGUACAUUUAGCAAGACAUACUGCAGCACCUUUUUAAAAGGUCAUUUGUAGUCUUACACCUUUUUAAAGUAGAUAUUUUCAUGCUUUUUAAAAAUAUUUAGCUAUGCUGAACCAAGUUAAUUAUACUUUUAUCAUUUGUUACAAGAAGCAAUAUUUUGUAAUUGCAUACUUAAAAUUAUUUUUCUCUUUUGAUUACUCUAAAUAGCCUUCUUUAAAAGAGAUCAAAGCACUUACACAUACUGAUAAGUCAGUUGUGAAAAUGAUUCUUCUCUUGCUGGUUUUUAUUACUCCCUUUAGUGGCUGCAAAAGUGUUUGUAUUUCAUGACCAAAAGCCUACUGGCUGAAAAAAGAAGUUCCCUUUUGAUCCUGAUGAUUUUUUUUUUAAAGGAGAUUUAGAACUUCCUCUGUGGUGAACACAGGAAGUUCCACCUGAAUAUGCGGAAAAUCUUUUCCUGUGAGGGUGACAGAGCAGCGGCACAGGCUGCCCAGGGAGGCUGUGGAGUCUCCUUCCCUGGAGGCAUUCAAACCCUGCCUGGACACGGUCCUGUGCCCCCUGCUCUAGGUGUCCCUGCUCAAGGAGGGGGGUUGGACAAGGUGAUCUCCAGAGGUCCCUUCCAACCCCUGCCAUUCUGCGAUGCUGUGGAUACUUAGAAGUAAUCCUAAGUUUCAUGACUAAUGGCUGCAGGUAGCUACUGUUAUGAUAGCACUGUACAAAGAGGUAUGUCAGUACAGAGAUACAAGUAGGCUUGUACCGUCUAGAAACUCCAUGUGAUAUUGAAGUCAGCUUGUUACAAUUCUUAGAAAACUGAAUUUUCACUAGCAUUUUAUUUUUACUGGCAUGACAUACACUGUCUUUGAAAAAUACGCAGUCCCUGUCCUUUGUGUAGUGUGUUCCAUUCGCUGUUCCUUUCGUGACAGACACACCGUGGUUUGUUUUUCUUUUUUUUAAGUGGAGCUGUGCAUUGCUGCUGUCAUGUAAUGGAAAAAGUACUGUGUUAACAUUUAUAACAGGAGAUUUCACGUCUUGCCAUUUACUUAUAUAAGGAGGAACAGAACUUACCUUAGCAACAGGCUAUGUAACCUAAACUAUGGAACCUCAGCUGUGGGACCAUUCAUCCCUUCAUUGUUUUGCUGUGGCUGUGCUGAAAUUAAAGCCUGUCAAAAGGAUGUCACUUCACCCUUGCUAUCGACAGGCAUUUUCUUAACCUUGUUGCCUUAUUUAUAAAGUUAGUGGACGUUAAUUUCAAAGCACCUGUGAGCUGCAUUACUGUAGAGUUGUAUCGAUUUUGCUGUACUAGCUGUCAGGUCUGCAUUCUUCUAUCCUGAGAUCAGCUCUGUGACACACUUGAUACUGGCUUCCCAAGGACCUAAAACUGCACCAUGUUUUUUUCUUAAAUUGCUUCUGUUAAUCCUGAUUUACAUGGUGAGAUUGUCCAAUACUGUGUUCAUGCAGCAACAACAGCAGUUUUUCAGAGUUCAUCAUAAUCAUUUGACAUUGCUUGUACCGUAAGCUGUGGCGUAUUCUUGCUCUAUGUUUCUCUGUAGUCCCAGUCACGCCACAUGUUAAAACCAAGGUAAUCAAAUGAGUUGUUGCCUGUAGCACAAAGCAGAACUAUGAUGUAGAACAGUAAUUCAGAUUAUACAGUUCAUCUUAAACUUAAUGCGAAAUUAAUAGUGGUGAUUGAUCAGAUUUUAUGUCCAUUUUUUCCUAUUUACUAUCCUGCAGUUUUAUUCCUUAGAUUAUGCAUAUGGGACAGUAGCAAAAUUCCAAGCUGAGGAAAAAUAGUGUCAUUUUACAGUAUGGGUGCAGUGGUCCCCUUGUACACCAUUUGUGUUGACAGUUUACCACUGUGUUGCAAUAAAUAGCUCCAUGCUGUACUGUACUAUGGUUUUCAGAUUUGCUUGCCAUGUGAUCUGUCCUCUUUGCCUUGAAAAAAUAUGUGCAUGAUUGAGAAAAAUUACUGUCCUUAAUCUGUUUUGUAUUUAGCUGAAAUAUUAGAUUCCUGUAAUACCUUAGUUUAUAGAAAUGGAGUUCUUAUACAAACAUGUAUUUUAUGUGCACAUAAAAAGUAGUUAUGCUGAGCAUAGCAGUUUGUCGGUUCAAAACUGCCGUUUUCAAUGUGGAAAAUGAAUAUAUUUUUUUUCCACAUACUGCUGCUAAAAAAAUUCUGGAUUUUAAUCCUCCGUAAAUCACUAGAUGAAAUUGUGACUAGAAAUUGUCACUAGAAAUUGUGUUCUUCCCUUUGAUAUAAAAAUUGUGCAUAUGUAAUGCACAGGGUAAGACAUAAAACUGCCCAUCUUCUGUAAUGUGGAAUUUUGCACAUGGCUACAGCAGCAAACGGGGAGGGUAUAAGUAUAUUCACAAGAAACUUCUGGAAAUUGUGGUAGUCCUGCAUUGAAAUUGGUUCCUCCAUAGCUGAGAAAAACUCUAAUAACUGUGUUGGUCUUUGAGAAAUCUUAGCAAGUAUCACUACAGAAAAAAACACACAAAGAAAGAGAGCCUACAUAAAAAUACUUUUCUACCUGUUAUUGGUAUUUUUCAUCUGUGGCUGGACUUCCCUUUUUGUGGCUGUGUUGUCCUCUUGCUAGUCACUUAUCUUAAGCAGUUUGCCAGUUUUCAGGCUUUUUCUAUUUUUAGAAACUUCUUUGUUCACAUGAAAACUCUUAUAGUCUAGUGUAACUGAUCCAGUGAGGUAAAGAGUUGGGAUACAUAAUGUUUAAUGUUCAAAUGCUUAUGUGAGGACUGAAAACUCUUUUAUGAGUGGAAACCAGAAACAAAAUAUUCCAUUUCUACUAAAAUAACCAAAAUGUAAACAGCAACAGUGUUUUGAUCAGAAAUGGAAUUUGCAUCAACAUGGAUUUCAUGCUCUCAUUCACAGAGAUUCCAGAUCCUUUACAAAUAGGCUUAUUUUAUUCACUUUACUGUGUUUUCAUAUCUUAGUUAAAAUACAUGUCUAGGGUAGAUGAAGGCUUUUUUUUAUUUUUCUUAAACAUCACCUUUAAGCUUUUUUAUAAAACAAAUCUGACUGUCUGCAUCCUACACCAGACACUUGUAAAAUAAAUUAGCAUAAUUACAUACUGUGUUCUUUUGUGGCUGCAUCAGGGAUAGAACUCAACAUAGUUCACUACAUUAUUUGUAAACAAUCAUUCUGAGUACAAACACUAUGUAAUGUUUAAUAUUAAAGUAAUGACAGGUGCAUUAUUGAAGAUGCAACUUAUUGAGGAAGCAGAAGCUUUUAUUGGUUAAUGCUACCCUUAUUCCGUUUGUUGCACUGAAUUUCAGGAGUGUAAUUUGUAAAUCAAGUUUUCUCACGUGUGUAAUCAGAUUUUAUUUUCAUUUUCAUUCUUAUGUAAUUAAAUUACCUAGAUAUAUUUCUGGUAACGAUUCCAUAAGCAUGGACAAUAUGUUGUUAUGUUUAGCACUACAGAAUUAUUGUUAAGAACAAGUGAAGCUUCUUGUAAAAAAAAGGAGUAAAUAGAAGCACCUUACUGAGAGAGCAUGUUGCAUGAUUUCAGUGCUCCUGGAGCUGACAGACAGUAGGUCAUCCUCAACUUGACUGCAUAUUGCUCUUUGGUGUAAUAAGCACAUUGACAUUCUGCUACCAAUGCUGUGAAAAGUACAGCAAUGGCUAUUUUUAACCUAUAAAUACACUGUAAUUUAAAUUUUUCCUACAAAAUGAAUUUAUAUUUAAUUGCUGUCUAAUACAUAAAUACUUAAAAUUAGAAUUUUUAAGAGGAUCGGGUGGGUGGGCAUGCCAGUAUAUUUUUGGGAGGGGCUGUUGUAUAUAUGGUUCCUUGCAAUUCCCAUUCAGUUUGAUGAUUAACCCAGAACUCCCAGCUCUGACUGGUGAAUCUGCAACCUGACAUUUAUGUAUUUUUAUUGUGAUUCAGGUCUCCUAUAUUCUGUGGCCCAGAGCUUCAGAAUUUGAUAGAAAAUGUCUUCUUUCCAUUCUCAAAUGUGAAUGCUCUGAUGUGGAAAAUGACCAUGCAACAAAUUUUGCUCUGCUGAGUUUCUAGUAUUAAUGUAGAGUACUACUUAAACUGAUAUCUAAGGCUAUUAACCAGUAGUGUGUCCCUUUGGAACAAGUAAAAGAGAUGGUGGCCGUUUUGGUGAGUAUAGUCCAAACUCUGCAGAGAUUUAUUCCAGAGACUGCUAACCUAUUUGGUAAUUAGUUUUGCCGUAGACUGGCUUGAUUUUCAGAUCCAGGAACAUAUUUUUGAUUUCUUAAUCGGGAAAUAGGUCUUGGGGAUUAGGGAAGCUUACUUAACAUUUCCCAAUGCAUUACUGUGGUUGAAAUAUGUUUUGAAUUUCAUCUUAAAUAUGUACAAAUACAUCAUCAUAAGAUGGAAUCUUAAAGAAUACAGAUGGCUGCAGGAUGUCUUACAUGAAUUAAGCCAGUCAAGUUUAAUGAAACUAACUUCUUUGUUAAGCCUGUUGAAUAAAUAAGGAAUAAUCAGAAGGAAACCAAUUUGCCAUUCGCUAGCUUUGUGCAAUAUUAUCUGUAGACUCAAACACUACUAGCACAUUGUGCUUGGCUUUAAGGAAGUUCUUUAACUCCAUUAUAUUCAAAAGGACAUAUUAAAUUCAUAUUUUAUUAUAAACGAUUGCAAAUUUACUAUGCCUAAAAGUGCUCAAGGUUGUAAAGUAUUAAGCGAUGAGUAUGUUUAAAAAAAAAAAGGUAAACAUUUCUAGCAAUACCUAAAAACUAAAAAGAUUUUAACUGUCUGCAUUUUGCUCUUUUUUCCUUUAGUGCAGCUUUUCUGCAAUGCGAGUUUAUUGCUGUGUAUUUCAUGUUUUUUACUAUCAUGACUCAGAAAUUUAAACCUCUACACAAAGUACUGCACUCACCUUCUUGUACGUGCGAUGUAACAUCAUACUCACAGUUUUGGUGCUUUAAAAUGGUUCUUUUUUUCUUUAUUAAAGCAUAUUUAUUUGA